UUUUCAUUUCCUACAUUUUCCUCCUGUCCUUGAGCCAUUGACUAGUGUUUUCAUGCCCAUCAAUUAGUACCAUCAAUCAAUUAUUACGUUUCUCAUUUCAAGUUUUUUUCCAUGGUAUUUCUUACUAUUUAUUGAAUUCAGUUUUCAUAUCCUGCAAUGUCCCCAUUUCCUUCAGCCAUUUGCUUGUGUUUUCAUGUCCAUCAGUCAUUUUGUAUUUAUCCCGAGUUGAUUCACAUGCUUUAUAUUCUUUGACUCCCUUGAUUAUGACUCUGGAUUUUCUCUUCUUCCUCUUGCAUAUCAUUUAAAUUGCUCUCCUUAGGGGAUACAGCUAUGGUUGUGAUUUGAAUCAAGGACAAUUUGUCUCUUUUAAUAUUUUGUGUUCAGAAUGGGACCAAAACAAAUCAGAGUUUACCCUGUCUGUUGUAUUUUAUAGUGUGGUUUGAUCCCAGAAGGCUGGCAUCCCAAGAUGAAAACUUAGGCAGAAUAACUAGUAUUGAAAGGGCUCAGUACCCAGGAUGGAGGUUAGGUAGCAGAGUGCAGAGGCCUACUAGACCCAGUCCUGGACUAGGCUGGCAGCAAGCAGGUGGGGAGGCUGUGCAGAGUUGGUCCCAGCCAGCGUGACAGCUGGAGCUGUGUGAAAGGGAGCCUGAGACCGAGUGGAGGGACAUGGCUCUGAGGGUUAGGGACACUAUCCUGAUCAGAAAAGUUAUAGGUUAAAGAAAAAAAAAAUGCAUCUGUAAAACUAAUUAAGGAAUGGGAAGUGUGUGGCCUGAGUGUUUAAGAGGAACCACCGGGAUGGUGGUGUAGUGGGCGGGUCCAGGGGGACCCACGUAAGUGAUCCUGCCCAGAGUGACAGGAAACUCCACCAUUCCCUGAGGGACCUGGUUUUAGUCACCCAUCAUCAGUGAAUAGGCCAGAACUGGAUCCUGGAGGUCCUAGAACUAUCAAGGUCAGAGGAGCUGUGCAGCUGAGAAGUGGGCAGGAAGGGAACUGCCAUGUUUUCCACGGCUGCUCAUAAGGGUGCUUGUCUUAAAGCCUGAUAUUCUGUCUCCUACCUGAUUGAUGGACCUCUUUGAAUUAUUAUUAGGCUUAUUGCAUUUUUUAUUUCUUGUCAUUUCAGUUUGGUUUUUGUUUAUGUAUGUUUAACCAAUGAAUUCAUUUUUCAUAUCCUACAGUGUCCUCAUUUUCUGCAAUCAUUUCCUUGCCAAUGGAUCAUUUUGUUCCUAUCCUCUUUGAUUCCCAUGCUUUAUAUGCUUUUACCUCCUUGAACAUGUCUCAUCUUUUUGAAUUCUGUAUAUUGUAUAUCGUUUAAAUUGCUCUCCUUAGGGGUUACCGAUAUGGUUUAUGAUUUGAGCCAAAUGCUUUUUAUCCUAGUUUUAAUUUGUGUUGGGAAUGGGACUUUAGCAUCAGAAUUUAGAGUGUUUGUUGUCUUUUGCUGUGCGUUUUUAACCCAGGAGGCUGUUUUCCCAAGAUGAGAAAUUACGCCAGAUAACUUGUAUCUGAAAGGUUGAGAACUCACUGUGGGGGUCAGAUACCAGAUGCAGGGUCCUCCUAGAUCCAGUUCUGGUCCAGGCUGGCAGCAAGCAUGUGGGGAGGCUGUGCAGAGCGGGUCCAGGGCAGCCUGACAGCUGGAGCUGUGUGGAAGGCAGCCUGAGACCGAGUGGGCGGGACGGCACAAUGGGGUAGGGACAGAGCAUGAUGAGAGUGGUUUAAGGGAAAAGAGUCUGUGGGGGGCGCAGGAGGAUUGUUCAAGUAAUUAAGAAAAAGAGAUCGUGGUAGGCAGGUUUAAAGAAAAUGCGUAACCGGAACCGGGGCGUAUUGGGCGGGGCCAGGAGGAGAAGGUCCAUGGAACCAGCCUGAAGCUACAGGAAAUUCCACCAUUUUGUACUGGACUCCGGGAGCCCAGUGGUCAGUACCUGGGUGAGGAACACAGCUGGGUAUUUGGGGACCUGAAAACUCCCCUGGGGCGACCCUAAGCUGUAGUCGCUGUCCAGGGUCGGGACCUGAAAUCUCCCCGGAGCCGCAGUCGCCGCGCGGGGCGGCCUGGGAAAGUCACCAGUCAGCAGCGCAGCGGCGGGAACCGCAGCCCGGCGGCCCUGGAACCUCCCAGGGUUUGUUGACAUUCAGGGCUGUGACUGUGUACUUCUUGUGGGAGGAAUGGGAAUGCUUCGACCUUGCUGAUGGGGCUUUUUGCAGAGAUCUGUUGGAGAAUUACAGCAGUCUGGAUUCUGAGGGUCUCACAUUGCUCCGUCUGUCCUGCCCCCCCUUGAAGCAGAAAAAAGAACCCUGGAUGGUGAAAAGAAAGGAGCCAUUAGCAAAGGAUCUAGCAAGAAUUCCAGAUUUUGGUCAAGAAAUAGAAACUCAGAGAAGAACAACAAGAACAAUGAAUGCUUCUCUGGGAAAUGCUCCCAAGUGUCUGUUAACAUUCAGGGAUGUGACUGUGGAUCUCUCCAAGGAGGAAUGGGAAUGUCUAGAUUGUGCUCAGAGGGCAUUGUACAUGGAUGUAAUGUUGGAGAAUUACAACAAUCUAGUCUUUGUAGGUCAAAAUCAAAGAGUCCAGAAAGAACACAAAAAUACAGAGCUUGAUAAAUCUUUUGACUGUCAACAUAAACUCUCACUGAAAGGAACCAAUAGUGGAAAGAAAGCAUACCAAAGCAGGAAAGGUAGAAACUGUUUCAAGACAGACUCAAGCCUUAAGAGACAUCAUAGAACUCAUACUAGACAGAAACCCUAUAAAUGUACAAAAUGUAGUAAAUCCUUUACACGUUUGUCACAACUCAAACUACAUUGCAAAUUCCAUUGUGGAGAAAAAUCUUACAAAUGUACAGACUGUUCUAAGUUCUUCUACCAGACUUCAGAAUUUAAAAGACAUUUGCAUCAGAAAAUUUGUGCACCUGGUGAAUAUGAUAAAUUCUUUACCCAGAAAAUGAAUCUUAGAACUCAUCAGAGAAAUCAUACCAGACAGAAACCUUAUAAAUGUAUUGAAUGUGAUAAAUCCUUUACCACUACCUCGCAUCUUAGAACUCAUCAGAGAAUGCAUACAGGAGAGAAACCUUACAAAUGCAGGGAAUGUGAUAAGUCCUUUACUCGGAAAGACCGUCUUAGAAGACAUCAGAAAAUUCAUACAGGAGAAAAACCUUAUAAAUGCAAUGAAUGUGACAAAUCCUUUACCCUGAAAAGCAAUCUUAGAACUCAUCAGAGAAUUCAUUCAGAAGAGAAACCUUACAGAUGCAGUGAAUGUGAUGAAUCCUUUACUCGUAAAGACCGUCUUAGAACUCAUCAGAGAAUGCAUACAGGAGAGAAACCUUACAAAUGCAAUGAAUGUGAUAAAUCCUUUAUCAGUUGCACAGAACAUAGAAUACAUCAGAGAAUGCAUACAGGAGUGAAACUUUACAAAUGUAGUGAAUGCGAUAAAUCCUUUACCCAUAGAGGUAAUUUUAAUACUCAUCAGAGAAUUCAUACAGGAGAGAGACCUUACAAAUGUAUUGAAUGUGACAAAUCUUUCAUCCGGAGAAUCCAUCUUACAUAUCAUCAGAGAAUUCAUACAGGAGAGAAACCAUACAAAUGCAGUGAAUGUGGUAAAUCUUUUAACGAGAGAGGCAGUCUUAAUAUUCAUCAGAGAAUGCAUACAGGAGCGAAACCUUACAAAUGUGUUGAAUGUGACAAAUCCUUUACCACUUCCUCACAUCUUAGAACUCAUCAGAGAAUUCAUACAGGAGAGAAGCCCUACAAAUGCAGUCAAUGUGACAAAUCCUUUACAAGUGGCACAGACCACAAAAGACAUGAGAGAAUUCAUACGGGACAAAAACCUUACAAAUGCAGUGAAUGUGAUAAAUCCUUUACACAUAGAAGCAGUCUUAGUAUACAUCAGAGAAUGCAUACAGGAGAGAAACCUUACAAAUGCAGUGAAUGUGACAAAUCCUUUAUCUCAAUAUUCAGUCUUACUACUCAUCAGAAAAUUCAUAGAGGAGACAAACCUUACAAAUGUAGUGAAUGUGACAAAUCCUUUACUCGGAAAGACCAUCUUAGAACUCAUCAGAGAAUGCAUACAGGAGAGAAACCUUACAAAUGCAGGGAAUGUGAUAAAUCCUUUACCCUGAAAAGCUAUUUUAGAAUUCAUCAGAGAAUUCAUACAGGAGAGAAACCUUACAAAUGCAGUGAAUGUGACAAAUCCUUUAUCAGGACAUUUAGUCUUAGUAUUCAUCAGAAAAUUCAUAGAGGAGACAAACCUUACAAAUGUAGUGAAUGUGACAAAUCCUUUACUCGGAAAGACCAUCUUAGAACUCAUCAGAGAAUGCAUACAGGAGAAAAACCUUACAAAUGCAGGGAAUGUGAUAAAUCCUUUACCCAUAUAGGCAGUUUCCAUACUCAUCAGAGAAUUCAUACAGGAGAGAAACCUUACAAGUGUAUUGAAUGUGAAAAAUCCUUUACAACUGCCUCACAUCUUAGAACUCAUCAGAGAAUUCAUACAGGAGAGAAACCUUACAAAUGCAGUGAAUGUGAGAAAUCCUUUGUCAGUUGCACAGAAUGUAGAAGACAUCAGAGAAUUCAUACCGGGGAGAAACCUUACAAAUGCAAUGAAUGUGAUAAGUCCUUUACCACUGCCUCACAUCUUAGACUUCAUCAGAGAAUUCAUGCAGGAAGGAAACCUUAGAAAGGCAGUGAAGGUGACAAAUCCUUUAUGAAAACUACUGUAGAAUUCAUCUUAAAAUUCAUGCAGAAGAUAAACCUUACAAUGCAGCAAAUGUGACAAAUCCUUAUCUAUAAAGGCAAACUUAGAACUCAUCAGAUAAUUCAUACAGGAGAGAAAUUUUCCAAAUGCCAUCAAUGUGAGUUCACCUCAAAAGCUAUCUUAGAACUUAUUAGAGAAAUCUAGUAAGUCACUGAAUGUGACAAAUCCUUUAGCAAGAAAAGGCCAUUUGAGACUUCAGUAGAUAAUCUAUACAAGAGAGAAACCUUAACCAAUGUCAUGAAUGUGACAGAGCCUUCAUCAGUUGCUCAGACCAUAGAAAACAUCAGCAAAUCCAUACAAGUAGAGAAACCCUACAUAUGAAUUAUAUGUGAAAAAUCUUUUACAUGUGCCCCCAUCUCUUAGAAGAAAUUAGAAUGUUCAUACACAAGAGAAACCUUACCAAUGUAUUAAAUGCAAGAAAUCUGCCACAAAAUCAUCCUGAGAAUACACCAAAGUGUUUAUACAGGUGAGAAAGUUUACCAUGACUAUGUGAGAAAAAACCUUUAUUGUCUCAAGUCUGUCAACAUAAAAUUAUGAAAGCUUUCAGUAACAUUCAAAUCUUAGAAUAUAUCCAGAAUUUAUACUGAGGGAAAUUCUAAAGAUGUUAAAGUGUAGGAAAAUUUUCAUUAGAACUUUUUAUACCUAUGCAACCUUAAAUGCUUCAUAAUGAAGAUACAACACAGAAACCUGGAGAAUGUGCUGUUAAGUAACCAUUUCCUGGUGACUGCAGGCAUGUGUGUUGUAUAGGAACUGAGUCAGAAAACCUCAAAAGGUUUUCAAGCGAUCCCUGAAACUGACAGAUUUCAGUAUGCUUAAAUCAAAUGAAGAAAUUCAGAUCCUAGUCCUUGAAAAGGUUUUGACAAAAUGAUCCACCAAGAUAGGAUGCUUUUUAUCUAGUUGAUAUGCCUACAGGUGUGCAGUGUGCUCCCAUUGUUAUAUAUGUAUAUGCUGUAUAACAUGCUGGUUUGGAGCUUCAUGAUAAAAACUGUCUUUGAGUCCCCUCUGCUCCAGUAAGCAACUACUUGACCCUAUUUCUCAAACUAACCCUAAUAAAGCUCUUGGGUUUAACAGGGUUGACUUGGUUCUCUUUUUAGUUCCCUGUUGGGAUAAGUAGCUUCACAGGUAUAGUGCAUUUCCCCAGGAAAAGUGUCUCAUUAAACAUGUGCUUAAGCAACUGUUCCUCCAAACUUGAUGUACAACAGAUAAUAGAUACCAGAAAGCAUUUACAUCACUAAAGCAGGGAAGACUUUUUGCUCACUGCUCCAGGUUUACUACUAUAAUAGUACUUCAUUCAGGUAAAUGUGCUCCACACAGAUAGAAUGUAAAGCCUUGGGGUGUUGUAUUAUAUUUUCUUGGUUCUGACAAAUAAAAGCUUGCCUGGAGAUCAAAUGGUGGAGCUAGCCACUAGUUACCCAUAAGAGCAUGGUAGUGGAGGCUCAUGCCUUUAAUCCCAGCACUAGGGAGGUAGAGACUGGAAUAUAAGGCGGGUGGAGACCGGAUCCCCACACACACACACACUCACCUCUAAUAUGUGAAAGUGAUUGUAACUGCCUUGAUUCUCUGAUUUAUUUUUAAGCUUUCAUCCUAAUAUCUGUCUCUGGGUUUUUAUUGUUUUAUGUGCCUGUCCUACUACAUACCCACCAUUUUAUUUUAUCAUGUGGAUGCUCAGUGGGAGUCAGAGUAGUAUGCUCUGAACUUGUUUGCCCCACCUCAGGGGUCUCAGCAAUUGGACUAUACCUGUCUUAGGUUGGCUUGCCAAAGGGUUCUUAACCUGACUAUCAGCCCUUGAAGAUCAUUCAUCCCUGGGGAGUCACCCUGGGUGUGGAGGGACAGGCAAUGGCCUGUGAAUUUCAGAAAGCCAGGCAUGCAUAACAUCCUGUGGAGAGCUAUGAGUCAGAUAUCUAAGAGCCAUUAACACCUGUAGAGUCACCUUAGUGGCCACCCUUUGUUGCCAGAUGUCCUGUAAGAGACACUUAAAAGGAGGAAGUUUAAAAGUACCACCCCACCAAUCAAAAUGUAAGUUAAAAUUCAGAAGGGAUCAACCAGGCUUUUUACAUCAUGCUAAACAUUUUCAAAAAAUAAAGAGUCAAAGACCAUAAUCUCUGUUCUUGUCUAAUGUGAUUGGAAAGUUUUGUGUUUUAGCUGUCUACAUUGACUGGGAAGGCAGCUAUGGGCCAAUGGACUGUCAGUGGAGCAGGCUGUGAGGGUUAUAAGUUUUCCUUUAAAGAUGUUUUUCAUCCUCAUUUGCUCUUUUGUAUAAAAGUAAGGCUAGCUUUUUGUGAUGAUGGUCUAGCAUUAAUUUUCUUUCAGUUUUCAGCUAUAUUUUUCUGUGGGGCAUUAGUAUAGGAAUUUGUAAAGGAAUUAGAGAAAGGGGGGACCCACUCACAGUGGGGAAUCCAUCUGGGACCCUGGAUUAUUCACAAUCCAUACCAAAACAACUCUUCACAGAGAGAUCUUUUAUUAAGCAGGAAAGAAACGUUAAAAUGACUGCUUUCUGACUCAGCAGGAAAACAAGAGCAAAUGACCUUGCAGGUGGAAUUCUUAAGAAGGAAAGAAGGGGAACUAUGUGUUAGAAUGGGCUAGCAUGCAGGGGUAAAGGAGAUAAAGGAGAAGGGGAAAGGGACAAGGGAAAGGGAAGAGGGAUAUUUGUCCUGGAGGGACAGAACACUGCCGCUGGAUACAGGGAUUAGAGAUCUGGCACAAAAGCAAAUGACAGUUUAUAAAGGUAAAGGGGAAAACCCCCAUGUUGGGAUGAGGCGAUUAAGCAAGGCAGAGGGAAUGGGAGAGAAGGGCAAGACUUUCCAGAACCACAUGUUCCAGUGGGCUAGUGGCCUUUCAAAGAAUUCAGUGCUGAAUCUGUCCAGUCCUGAGGCACUGUUAAAGGAAAUUCUGACUGCAUCGGUUUCAUUACUUCCAUAUUGUUUGGCCUAGUUUUAUGACAUAGGAGUUUGAAUUGUUCACUUGUUUCUAGGAAAUCAUCUUUUUCUUCUUGAAUUCUCAUUAAUAGUGUAUCAAUUUCCACAGUACUCCAUAAGGUAACAUUAAUGUCAUUGACAUAUAUUGUAGUAUCGCUUUUUCAGAUCUAAUAAUAUUACUUUUUGAGAUUCAGUCUCUUAUUUGAAUUGGUGAAGAAGAGUUUGUCACUAUCUGUGUCUCUUUACUGCAAGAAGUCUGUACAUUGACUCUGUCUAUCCUUUGAGUCUCUAUAUCAUUAAUUUCUACCCUGGGUACUGACUCUCCAAACCUCCAGAUGUGAUAGAGAAGGGCCAAUUUCUCCCUUUCUAAAUCCUUUGAGUCUCUAUAUCAUUAAUUUCUACCCUGGGCACUGACUCUCCAAAACUUCCAGAGUAAUCAAUCAGAUGUGAUAGAGAAGGGACAAUUUCUUCCUUUCUAAAUGGGUUCGAUGGCCCAACAGGAUUCAGCAUUUGGUCAGGAAAUAAGUUGAAUUGAGGGUUGUGAAUUGAUUCCCCCUUAAGUCACAUGUUGAUCCUGUGAAUUCCACUGAUUGUCUCAUGGAACCACCUUCAGAACGACACAUCCUGAUUCUAUUGCUACUCAUAAUUUCCUUCUUUUGUUAGUUUUAAAACAAUGAAUUCUCAAUCCUUGUGUCCUUUGAUGUCUGCUGCAUAGGGUCGGUGAAAAAUGAAUUAUGUCUGUUUCCUUCAUCAAAGUUGAUAAUUUUCAACUAUUGCCUCAUAUUUGUAGAUGUAAGCACUACAAGCUGGUUUUCUGUUUAUUGUCUUAAUAUUCUUGAUGACAUUGUUACUAUCCUUCAUUUAGUUCUCAUUCAUCUCAUUUAGCUCAUUGAGUACCUGGAACUCACUCUGUAGCCCAGGCUGGCCUCGAACUCACAGAGAUCUGCCUGGCUCUGCCUCCUGAGUGCUGGGAUUAAAGGUGUGUGCCACCACCACCCACCUCUUUUGAAUUCUUAGUGUGGUAAAUACCCAUCAUUGAUUUGAGAGAUUUUAGUAUUUUAUUUAUCUAGGUCCUUUGAACAGUUUUUUGACUACUGUUUAAUUUGAUCAUAAGAAAUUUGGAGCUGUGUGUUAUUUCUAUAUGAUGGAAAAAGGUUAGAACAGUUCCCCCAAAUCAUGAGAGGUAAACAUAGCCUCAGUUCACACAAUGACCAGGAUGAUCAGGUAGAAUGAUGGUAGUAUUAAAUGACAUCUUCUCUCCCAUUGUGACUCUAAAGUACUUGAGCAGUAGCAAGGAAAGAAACCAUCCAAGCAUCAAGAUUAAAUAUCAAUUAAAACCAUUAAAUAUCAAGAAAAGUAUUUCAUAUUAGAUUAAAUGUAAUGUCAGUGUAACAAAGUGCUAUGUAUAUACUUACGCCAUAGUCAUGAAUACAUGUAGUAAUAGUAUUGCAACAUUCACAAUGAGUCCUUAAUUUUGAUAUAUGCAUUAACAUGUAUGUAUGUGUUUAUAUUCACAUAUGUGUAUUUAUAUGUAUCUAUGCCAGGAGACCCAUGUCACGCAUUCUUACUUACAUAUGGAACUACAAAGUUGAUUGCCAGAGAGGAAAUCUAUAACAACCAGGAGGUGAAGGGCAUCACUGUAGUCAUAUAUAUUACUAAUUGGGAACCUGAAAACUGCCUGGAAAAAUACCAAGACACAGCUCUAUCCAUGUUUAGGAAGAUAGGUGAUAGGAUUCUGAAGGAUCUGGCAUAAUCAGUGAUUAAUUCCAAGGGCAUACCCUGAGAAUGAAGUCUCUUCUCUCCAGCAGCCAUCAUGUAGUUUCUGCCAUGCAUUCUCCUUGAUGAUUAUGUCUGAACAUUGUCUGAGACAAUGGUUCUCAACCUGUGGGUAGAGACCCUUGGAGGUUCAAACUACCCUUAAUCAGGAGUCACCUAAGACUAUUGGAAAACACAUUUCUGAUGAUCUUAGGAACUGAGGGACUGCUCCUCUAUCCAUCUCCAGGCAGGUCUGCUCACAUGCAGAUACAUCCACAUAUGAGUACACAGAACUGUUUUAAAGGCUCACAGCUUUAGGAAAGUUGAAAAACACUUAAUUUUAACAUUUAGCAUACAGACAUCCCAUUUAAAGACAUACGGCUUAAAUUAUAAUAUUCUACCUAUAAGUGCAUUCACGUGGAUUUCAAGGGAUCAGUAUUCUCACACAAAAGUGUGCAUGCAACUUAGAAAACAGGUCCACAUUGAAAGGAGGAGUAAAUUGGAAAGAUACAUUUUACCCAAGUGAACCAUGUAAAGCCUUCUUAGAUGAUGGUAAGAAUGACUCUAACUAGUUUGUCAUCUAAACUGGAUGACAAAUUUAUUAUCAUUUUGAGAAAAAAACCAUAAUAUUUGGCAGAUAGACAUGUAGUCCUCCAAGACAGUAUGACACACAUGGUAAAUACAUGUACUGUGUCUACCAGCUAAAAUGAAAUGAAAUGUGGUUUCCAGAUAGAGGAAUUCUGGGAGAAAUCAGUGGCACACAGAAUUCACCAGCGAGUCAUGGAGGAAUCAGGAACACAAUAUGGAGGAGAGGUAAUGAACCAAAUGGCAGAAUGUAGACUAAUACAAAUAGAUUAAUAAAGUGAUUUUUUUAUUGUUCUAUUAUUUAAUAAAACUCAAGUGUCAGAUAUUGGGAUAAAAGAUUGAUGAUAGAUCUACAGAGUAAUGGAGAAACUUGCCUCUCCAUGCUUCCCAUAUGGAAAAGGCCAUGAACCUUUCCAAGCCCCCUCUAUUCCUUCCUGUGUCUCUCUAUCCUAAUCUGAGUCCAACAAAACCUCUAUGGUUAAUUCUGGUCAGCGCAUUGCUAAGUCCACACCCUGAUUGAUUCAAGGUCAACUUUAUUGGCAGUCUUGGGAGUUUCACACGGUGUAAUCAAAAUGUCCCAAACAGGUUAAUUUAAAUUAUUUGAGCUAGUUAGGAACAUGCCCAUGCUACCUAAUCAAUAAAUCUUUUAAGUAUAAUUGGAUUGAAAGUGUCUUUUCUCUGGGAUCACAAACUCCAUAACACUAGGUAUUUUCUACUAACCUACAACUGCUGUAUAGCAAUGUGCAAUGGUGAAAAAUUUUGGAGCCCCUCAAACCUUUUGUCAGAAAGUGACUGAUUUGGGAAUGUGACUGUGUUUAUAUUGGAGAUAAUUUUCUGUUUAUUUUGAGAAAAUAACAUCUUCCCCUGCCUUCUUCUAUCAGUAUGGAAGCCAUUCUUUUCCUGAGCUGUGAGCUUGUGAGGCUAUCAUUUAAAACUUCACUCUUACCUCAUGAUACUAUAUAAAGAACACAGUGCCAAGUUCCUCAUUCAUGCUUUUGGGACUCUUCUUCCUCUAAACCUUCUUUCAUGAGGGUAACUAUUAUCACCUGCCUUUCAUUAAACAACUGCUGUCAAUCUUGCAAUACCCAGUGUGCUCUCUAUUCUUAACUCCAUUGAAAGCUCUUGUUCCUAUCCCAAGCUCCUUUGUAUAGAUAGUUGGAACAUCAUUUGCUUAUAUCAAGCGGCCUUUUGUGUUUUAUAUAUAAUAUAUAUGGCCCACUGUGAGUAAAGCCUAAGUAUUUAUUACAUUUUAUUUGCUACCAUUCAUUCUUUGUGUACUUUUCGGACCCACACAGCUUUGUAUUCCAUGAAAUCCCCUUGUCAUUUUUCUUGGUUAUUUUCUGUGUUCCUGGAAUCUCUUUCAGAUUGUGUUUGCUUAUUUCUAAAUAAUGAAGUAUUUAAUCAUGCUUUCCUCUAGCACUUUGGAAUUUCAAGUUUUCUGGGCAGUUCCUUGUUCUAGUUAGUGUUUUCUUUUUUGUAGGGUGAGAGAGAUGGACCUAAUAUCACUUGUCUACACAUGGAUAAUCAUUUUGCCCAGCACUGAAUGUUCAGUGCGCUCUCUCUCUCUUCCUGGGUUGGUUUUUGAUGUAUUUGGCUUACUUUGCUGUGGAAUGUUCUGUAUGUCAAAUGUGUUGCUCUGAUUGGUCAAUAAGUAAAACACUGAUUGGCCAUUAGCUAGGCAGGAAGUAUAGGCGGGACAAGAGAGCAGAAUAAAGCUGGGAAGUGGAAGGCUGAGUGAGAGAGACACUGCCAGCCACCAUGAUGACAAACAGCAUGUGAAGAUGCCGGUAAGCCACGAGCCAUGUGGCAGGGUAUAGAUUUAUAGAAAUGGAUUAAUUUAAGCUUUAAGAACAGUUAGCAAGAAGCCUGCCAUGGCCAUACAGUUUGUAACCAAUAUAAGUCUCUGUGUUUACAUGGUCGGGUCUGAGCAGCUGUGGGACUGGCAGGUGAGAGAGAUUUGUCCUGACUGUGGGCCAGACAGGAAAACUUUAGCUACAAAUGGCGCCCAACAUGGGGGCAAGAGUUUCCACCUAAAAACUGAGAAAAAAGAUUCUAAAACGGAGCUAAAAACAGCUUCCUAAUUGUCUUUCUCAAAUGAGCGGCAGCUGCCGGUUUGAGCUACUGGCGGGUUCCUAGCAUGUGCACUCGAUCUGCAGUAUGGCAGGAAUGAGGCCUCUGCAAGUGGCACAUUAAGCUGCGUGGUGGAUUUAGCCUUUGCUAAUACAAAACAAAAAAAGAAGUUUCUGGGUUACACGCUGCUUGGAUAAAAGCAUAGACCCAGGAUAGCUCCCAGAGCUGGUGGUAAGCAUAACCAUGUUGGGAAGCUGAGGUGGGCGGAGCCAGCAGCCACAGCUGCUGCAGUUUAAAGCAAUAGAUUCACAAUAAGACAGAUUCAGAUGGAAUAGUUUACAAUGUGUGUAAAAGAUACGUAGGCUUGAAAGAGAAAGUAAAAGGUGAUAUAUACAGUUAUAUAAACAAAUACAUAGUUUUAAAAAAUAAAGUCUUUAAAGAGACAGUAAAAUUAAUAUAAAAAAAUAAGCCACGUGAAGAUGAAUAUUACACAGAGAAUCUGGAUUGUGUUGUCUUUGGGAUUUUUAACUGCAGAAAAACAUUUGAUCGUAAAAGAUGUUGAGUUAUGCCAAAAUGUAUAUUUUAAAGGUACCUUGACUUCAAAAUUUGGAUAUAAGGAUAUGUUGCUUUGGAAAAAAGUCUCUGUUUUUGUUCCUACAGAAAGCCAAAGGCUAUGGAUUUGUUCCAGAUUAAGAUACAUCAGGUUUGACCAGCCAAGACCCCCUGAAAGGUCUCCGAUGACACCAAGGCCCAGAUGAUCCAACAUCCAGAAUGCUUUGAAGGCAACUGGCUCAGACGAUACACCUUCAUGGACUAUUCCAUAAUCCUAAAAUUUUCUUUGUGUCCCCGUAAGAUACAGUGCCCCCCUCCAGCAGGAAGUAGUAAGAGAAGCUACGCCCAAAUUCCCAAAUUAUAUGUAAUUUUUACUUUGUUAAGGUUAAAACUUUCCUUUUUGAAAAAAAAAGAAAAGGGGAAGUGCGGUGGGAUGUUCUGUAUGUCAAAUGUGUUGCUCUGAUUAUUCAAUAAAUAAAACACUGAUUGGCCAUUGGCUGGAAGUAUAGGCGGGACAAGAGAGGAGAAUAAAGCUGGGAAGUGGAAGGCUGAGUCAGAGAGAAACUACCAGCCACCAUGAUGACAAACAGCAUGUGAAGAUGCCAGUAAGCCACAAGCCAUGUGGCAGGGUAUAGAUUAAUGGAAAUGGAUUAAUUUAAGCUGUAAGAACAGUUAGCAAGAAGCCUGCCACAGCCAUACAGUUUGUAACCAAUAUAAGUCUCUGUGUUUACGUGGUCGGGUCUGAGCAGUUGUGGGACUGGCAGGUGAGAGAAAUUUGUCCUGACUGUGGGCCAGGCAGGAAAACUUAAGCUACAUUACUUUGUGUUUUUUUCUGGGAUCUCUGUUCUGUUCAAUAUUCUAUGUGUUUUUUUUAAUAUGUAGGACCAUAUUCCCUUUGUCCUUGUGCCUCUGUUAUCAUGACAUAUGUUCAUAUCUUGUGUGAUGCCCCCAGCAAUAAGAUUUUUAAGGAUAAUUUCGAUAUUUGUGAUUUUCUUGUUUCCAUACAACUGUUUCUAUAUCUACUUUUGUGGAAAAUAUCAGUAAUUGCUUAUCAGAUUGCAUUAGUUCUGCUGAUUGCUCUUAAUAAUAUAACUAUGUGCAGGAUAGUUUUAUGUCAACUUGACACAACUUAUCAGAGGGGAGAGAACCUCAAUUUAGAAAAUGCCUUCAGAAGAUGUGAUAUAAUUCUUAAUUAGGGGUUGAUGAGAGAAGACCCAUCCCAUUGGGGGGGGAGGUGGAUUAGUGGUCCUUGCUUGUAUAAGAAAGCAAGCUAAGCAAGCUAGGGGAAGUAAGCCAGUAAGAAAAAUGACAAAGGGAUUUCAUGGAAUACAAAGCUGUGUGGGUCAGAAAAGUACACAAAGAAUGAAUGGUAGCAAAUAAAAUGUAAUAAAUACUUAGGCUUUACUCACAGUGGGAUAUAUAUAUAAUAUAUAUAUAUAUAUAUAUAUAUAUAUAUAUAUAUUAUAUAUAUAUCACAAAAGGCUGCUUGAUAUAAGCAAAUAUAUCAUCUACAUGGCUUCUGCAUCAGCCCUUGACUCUAGGUCUGGCUUGUUUAUGUUCCUGUCCUGAAUUCCCUCAAUGAUAAACAGUAACACUGAAAUGUGAACCAAAUAAACUCUACCCUACCUGACUUGCUCUUUGGUCAUGAUGUUUCAUUGCAACAAUAGAAACUCUAUCUAAGACAAACCACAUACACCAUUUCAUUCAUUAGUCAGUUUGCAUGGAAGGUCAUUUCUUUGUGCACCAUUACUUUACAUUUUUCUCUUAAGUGCCUUGAAAUUUUCUUCAUAGAAGUGAAUUCAACAUUUCUUUGUGUUUUUCCUAGAUUUUUCAGAAACAACCUGAAUGGCUUAAGUUUCUAAAUUACUUUUCACAUUUUCAUUAUUAAUAAAUACAAUAGUCAGGGGCUAGAGAGAUGGCUCAGAGGUUAAGAGCACUAGCUGUUCUUCCAGAGGUCCUGAGUUCAAUUCCCAGCAACCACAUGGUGGCUCACAACCAUCUGUAAUGAGACCUGGUGCCCUCUUCUGGCCUGAAGGGAUACAUGCAAGCAGAACACUGUAUACAAAAUAAAUAAAUAAAUAAAAAUAGAAUAGUCUUUUUUGUUAGUUUUGUGCUUUUCAAUAACAUGUGAUGCACUUAGCAAAUUUAACAUUUUCCUGUGGUGACUCUGGAAAGUUUUUUGCCUGAUCACAUCAUCAUUAAAAAGGAAUUUAGUGCCUUUCUUA
Peromyscus californicus insignis is the source of this 14834-nucleotide messenger RNA. Its product is annotated as zinc finger protein 420-like. Gene Ontology annotation, molecular function: DNA-binding transcription repressor activity, RNA polymerase II-specific. The transcript is spliced from 6 exons. Gene Ontology annotation, biological process: negative regulation of transcription by RNA polymerase II. Bases 2291 to 4654 code for a protein of 787 amino acids. The record is from RefSeq and is a predicted model, not a curated record. Lineage: Eukaryota; Metazoa; Chordata; Mammalia; Rodentia; Cricetidae.